This is a messenger RNA of Cyprinus carpio (common carp), 1068 nucleotides long. Its product is annotated as myelin-associated glycoprotein-like. The record is from RefSeq and is a predicted model, not a curated record. The coding region runs from base 1 to 1068 and encodes 355 amino acids. NCBI's taxonomy places the organism in Eukaryota, Metazoa, Chordata, Actinopteri, Cypriniformes, Cyprinidae. The transcript is spliced from 4 exons.
AUGGCAGGAAACCAGAUCACUUCCUUUAUUUUCAUCAACUUUGUUUUGGGACAAGCUCACUCAGCUGAUUAUAUCUACUCUGCAGUGAUGCCUCAGACAGUAACAGCUCUGACAGGCUCUUGUGUCCAGAUUCCUUGCACAUUCAGCAUCUCCAAUUUUGAGGACAAACGCAAGAGGGCAAAAUCUAUUUAUGGGAUUUGGCUGAAAAACCAAUCGCAGUAUGCUAGCAAAGACAGUUUUAUAGCUUUUAAUAGCAGUGAAAACAUCAUUAGAGGAUUCAAAGACAUAAAGAUGACUGGAGAUCUCAAUGAGAGGAACUGUACCACUGUCUUCUAUAACAUCAUGAUGAAUCAUUCAGACCGCUAUUACUUCAGACUGGAAAUAGAGCCAGUUGUGUUCAGAGCAACACUUGACCCCAAUACAGCUGAUUCAAGCAAGACUGUGAAGAUCAUUGUCAGAGACUCACCACAACCUCCUGAACUUAAACCCAGUGAGCCACAGUAUGUGAUGGAGGAAAGUACAGUCAAUCUGAGCUGCUCUGCAGAAGCCCCCUGCCCCACACAACCUCCUAAUAUAUCCUGGUCUAACAUCCCUGAAUCUGCCAGCAUUACAACACAGUUACAGGACAAACCUGAUAAAACCCAGUCAGUGUUUUCAUACAUGACCUUCAAAGCUUCAUACACCGAUCACAAAAAGAAAAUCACCUGCACUGCUACAUAUCCAAGAAAUAUGCCUAAUGACUCAACUGUGGAAGGCAACAUCAUGCUACGAGUCCUGUUUCCUCCAAAAGAAACUUGCAUCAUCAUUACUCCAUCUGUUGGCACUAAUGUGACUUUGACCUGCAAAAGCAAAGCCAGUCCAUCAAAUGACUUGAAAUACACCUGGUACAAACGUGGACAGGAGACGCCUAUAGCUUGGAAAAAGAAGAUUAAUUUAACCAAAACUCAAACAGCAUCAUACUUCUGCACUGCACAAAAUAAACAUGGAAAACAGUCGUCAGAAGAUGUCCAGCUCACAGAUGAAGGUGAGUUUACGCAGUUUAAAUGUAAAGCACAAGGUCAUUUAUAG